CUUCUGUCUCUUUCCGCUGUUGUGUUGCCUGAAAGGCAUGACCCGUGAUGCCCGUGGCACGUCAGCGCAGCAUACAGAGACGCUCAAUAGUUCUUACAGUCAAGUGGCUUUUGGCAGGAACAUCAAGUUCAAACAGAAAGAGCAAGAAAAUGGAACCAUGUGUGCAUAUCGCAUUCUAGACAGGGCUGAAGAGGGGCGACUGUGUUUUCGACAGACUUUAUUAAACUUCACCUGUGAUAGUAGCACCUGCAGGCAGGUGAAAUCACCGGGAGGACACCUAGUCGCCAACCUGCUCUCCAACAGCACUGUGCUGCUCCAGUGGACAUACCUGCUGGCCAGAGAGACGCAAGAUGGAUUAGAACAAUUUCUGGAAAAUGUCGAGAUCCCUUCAGGACCUACAAAUCUUCGAGGUGCCGGGGUGGACGGAACAUCUCCACCCGGUCUGCCACAGAGCCUGCCACAGGGCCACCAGGAGCCUCAGGGAGGCUUCAGAAUGAGCUGCAGGUGGAACGGCAGCUACACGCAGUUCGAAUGCGCCAGUGUGCACUUGAGCAGCGGCUGCAGGGACUACUUACUGAGCGAACUCCAUGAAAACGUACCCUACCGAAUCUGCCUGCAGCCAGCGCUUUGGGACGGGACCCCUGAGUGCGUGGAGUUCAGCCUGUCGCCCACAGGGAUGCAGGACAUCGUGAUCGCGAUGAUGACGGUGGGUGGAGCUAUCUGCGUGAUGCUCGUCAUCAUCUGCCUGCUGGUGGCGUACAUCACGGAGAACAUCAUGAGUCCCGCCGUACAUCACGCGCUGGCGGUUCAGCAAUCCUGCCGCUCGCACAACACAUACCUCUAA
Messenger RNA from Trichomycterus rosablanca, 844 nucleotides. It is a transcript of the gene fndc10, whose product is annotated as fibronectin type III domain containing 10. Bases 38 to 844 code for a protein of 268 amino acids. Lineage: Eukaryota; Metazoa; Chordata; Actinopteri; Siluriformes; Trichomycteridae. The transcript has a single exon. The record is from RefSeq and is a predicted model, not a curated record.